Botrytis fragariae is the source of this 6123-nucleotide messenger RNA. Its product is annotated as putative ankyrin repeat protein. The record is from RefSeq and is a predicted model, not a curated record. Gene Ontology annotation, molecular function: protein binding. The coding region runs from base 1 to 6123 and encodes 2040 amino acids. Lineage: Eukaryota; Fungi; Ascomycota; Leotiomycetes; Helotiales; Sclerotiniaceae. The transcript has 6 exons.
AUGAUGUCAGAUAUGAGUUCUGAUGAUUUCGAAAUGAUUGAAUCCGAAGACAUUGUCAAACAAAUGCUUGUGGAUGAAAAACCAGAUCUCGAGAAAAUCAGGAAAUGGCUGAAACCUACAGAUUACCUAGCAUCAUCCAGCGAGUUCAAUCGCCAUGCUUCAUCUAAAGCCCGCAAUACAGGGGAAUGGAUUCGAGAGACUUCACAAUUUAAUCAAUGGCAUUCAUCUGCUGACCAUGGGUCUAUUUGGAUCAAGGCGGUUCCGGGUGCAGGCAAGAGUGUCCUUGCAGCCUCAAUGGUUCAAUCGCUUUCGGCCAAUGAGUCCGUUCCCGUUCUCUUCUUUUUCUUCAGACAAAUUAUCGAAACAAAUCGCACUUCUCGUGGUAUAUUGCGAGAUUGGAUGUGCCAGCUUCUGCCCUUCAGCGAAGCCUUGCAAUUGAACCUGUUUGAGCAUGUGAAAAAUAAAGAGAGCCUGGAAAGUAUUACCACAGCACAUUUGUGGAAACACCUUUUGACUGGCCUAAGAAUGCUCAAACGAGUCUAUUGUAUCGCUGAUGCAUUAGAUGAGAUGAAUAUGGACGAGGAAUUCCUCUCUCAGCUUAAUGCCCUGGGAUCAUUUCGACCCGGUCAAGUCAAGGUUUUGUUGACCAGUCGACCAAAACAAUAUCUCCAACGAGUGUUCAAAGAUCCCCAAGUUAUUCACGUCAGUCUCGAGGAGGAACUUGUAAAACGUGAUAUAUCGAUUUUUGUUCGUCAGCGCGUAGAGCAAUUUGCUGAGGAUGGCAUCAAUGAGACGAUGCAAAGUUUUAUUCAAAACACUGUAUGCGAGCGGUCUGAAGGCCUUUUCUUAUAUGCCCGUCUGAUGCUUGAUCAAAUCGCUCAAUCUAUCAAGAAUAAAGAGCACAGUGAUGUUUCAAUACAAGAAAUGAUAGCGAAAUUGCCCGUAGGCCUUGAAGAGAUGUAUAACAGGGUACUUAUUGAUCAUGCUUCACUUACAAAGAUCCAUCGGGAUAUACAAAUCAUCAUUUUACAACUAAUUACUCAGUCGGCACGACCCAUGCGUCUGAUAGAAAUUGCCAAGGCUAUUCAAGACAAUCCUCACCUUGCCAAAAGUGGCAGAGACGCUAAAGAAAUUGUCAGGUCUGGCUGUGGUCCGCUUCUCGAAGUCAUGGAAGAUGGGGUUGUGCAAAUUUUGCAUCAUUCUUUUACAGAAUUUCUGUUGGAUUCUAAUCGAAUUACACACAAGUUAUUGAUAAAUUCUCAAUUCCCUGUUAUCGAACCGAGAAAUGCCCAUCGCGAGAUUGCGCUUCUAUGUAUCGGCCAGCUCCAAGGAGGUGCAUUUUCCUCAUACCCAAUCUCGUAUGAUGCAAAAAAUGGUAGAGGUAACACUAAGAAAUCCAAGCGACAGCUAUUUGACUUUGGUAAAUCAUUUAUACAAUAUCCAUUUGUUGAAUAUGCUGCAAAGAAAUGGACUUAUCAUGCCAAAAGAUACGACUGUGAAGAUGAAGGUUUCUAUGAGACGCUGGAAGACUUCUGUAAGCCUGAGAACCAGGCAUUUAAAGCUUGGUCAACGUUGGCCGGCCAGACGACGAAACCUGUCGCUAGCUCCGAGUUUCGGCGACAAUUUGAUCCAGCUCUAGCAUCAGAGAUGACUUCCCAUCUCCACGUAGCUUCUGGCUUCGGGUUCGGCUGUUGGGCACAAAGGCUGUUGGAAAAUGGCGCAGAUUGUGAGAUGCGAGAUAGUACUGAAAGAACACCUUUGUUUUGGGCAGCUAAAGGAGGGCAUACUGAAGUUGUGAAGAAAUUACUAGAUGCUGGUGCAGAGCCAGACGUCGACGGAUAUGAUGGUUUGAAGCCUCUUCACGUUGCAGCCUCAAACAACCACGCAGGAGUGGUUAAGCUCCUGCUUGGCGCUGGUGUUUCCCCUCUUACGCUUAGAACGAGACAUUUAGUAGGACGCUGUGGGAAACCAUUAUCAAAACUUGGUCAACACCCAUUGAUGCUCGCCAGUAGUGCCGGCCAUGUUGAAACAAUAGUAGAGAUGAUUUCAUACUGCGAAACAAAAGAGCUUGAAGCGGCUUUAUUACGAGCAGCUCAUCAUGGACAUCAUGCUUUAGUCUCCAUUAUUUUGGAAAAGACAGAUGUCUCUCCUAACGCACAAGUACUCGUGGAACAUGCUGACAUGGAAAUUUUAAGUGGACAGACUGUUCUCAUGGUAGCGACGAGUUCCCUUGAACCAAAAUCUGUAAAGGCCUUGAUUGAGAAAGGGGGGAUACCAAGCCUAGGUAGUGCAACCGCAACGAACGUUUGCUCAUAUAGUUUCAUCACGGGGAGGAGAAAUAUGAUUGGAUUAGCAGGUAGAACCCCACUGCACAGUCUUGCAAUGGCUACAAUGAAACAAGAGGAUCGACCUGCUGCGAAAGAAAUCUUAGAUAUGCUUUUGUUAGCAGGUGCUGAUCUUGAAGCCCGUGAUAACAACGGCGACACUCCUCUGCUACUUGCAGUUUCACCCAAAAGUCAUCGAUAUUCUCAAAUUGCCCUGGAGCUUUUACUCUCGGCUGGUGCUGAUCCAUGCACCAGGAACUUUGAUGACGGGACUUUGCUUCACCGAGCUUGUACAGAGCUCUCAUCGACUGACCUUGCCAAACAACUUUUGGCCUUCGGAGCAAACCCUAACCAAGCUCGAAUCUCGGAUGGAGUAACUCCAUUACACUGUGUGGUGGUUAACAGACAGAAGCCAGCCGAGCUCAUUGAAUUACUCGUCAAGCACGGUGCUGAUAUUAACGCCCAAGAUAUCAAUGGAGAUACUACCCUGCAUCAUGCUUGCAGAUCACGUUCAAUUAAACCAGGCAACCUAAUCCCUACCAUAUUGAGCUUUGAGCCUGAUGUUAAUAUCCAAAACAAUCUUGAUGAAACAUGUCUACACAAUAUAUAUAGUGAUUUAGAUCCAGAGCUGAUAGGCGCUAUAAUUGACACUGAUAUGAACAUAGAACUGUAUGACCGUAAAGGCAUGUCGGUCUUACUUAGAGCUGUCACUAGAUAUCCAUAUUCGAAUAUAAAAGUGGUAGAAGCACUUUUAAAGCAUCGAAAGAAGGCUUCUAUUUCUGCUCGAACAUGGCUGCAGGGAAAAACAGUAUUACAUUUAGCUUGUCACUUGCGCAACUCCGUUGAGCUUCUUAAGGUAUUGGUAAGUCAUGAGGCAGAUCUCAAUUGGACGGAUAGCAUGAAUGGCAACACUUUGCUGCAUGAAGUCGCAGCACGUUUCGAUGGAGGCUUAGAGGAUAUCGCCUUGAUCAAGUACCUGUGUGAAAGUGGGGUCUCAGUCAAUGCCAAAAACUAUCGACAACAGACUGCAGCACAUAUCAUGGGACCAGCCUAUGGCAAUGGGCAAAGAAUUUUGACCAUAGAUAUUAAACAGACUUUCAUAUCCGUCGUUCGUCGGCUGUGCCCUGAACUUGACGUCAACGUGAAAGAUAUGGAAGGUUACACGCCUCUUCACUACGCCUGUGCUACUUCAGAGUCUUCGGUAUUUGCUUUGAUAAUGGCUGGCGCCGACUUAAAUGCCAAGUCCUUCAAUCGACGCACGCUACUUCAUUGCGCUGCUCUGGGCCGGCAGUGUGGUAUCUUAUCAAUGAUACUCAACUAUGCUCAAAAAAAUGGUUCUACCAUCGAUAUCAACGCUCAAGAUAUGGAUGGUAUGACACCUCUUCAUUUUGCCUGCGUAUCAGGCAGACCAGAAUCCGUCAGUAUCUUGAUCUCAGCUGGUGCUGAUAUUGACAAGAAAACCAAGCGAGCAACUUCGGGGGCAACUCCACUAAUGGCAUGUGCCAUGUUUCCGGAGGAAGAUCAGAUCUGGAAAAUCCUGCAAAGGGGAAACUCUCCUGAUCUAAUCCUUCGAGAUCCUUUCAGGGUCCGCCCAAGCUCUUCUGACAUAAUGGGAUCAAUGGACAAAGAAACACAACAUAUCACGUGCCGUAUUGGUAUCAUCGCAAAAAUGCUUAUAAAGGCCGGAGCUGAUACUGCAAAUUCUAUUAUUUCGGCACGUUACACAAAAUGCGCGGAGCUAGUAUAUGUCAUAAGGGGAGAAAACUUUACGAAAAGCAAGAGUUUUGCAGAAAGUCAACUCAUGGCACCAAUCAUCAGUACUGAAAAAGCGCUGAAUGAUUGCACCUACGAAGAUAUCGACUGUAUGAAAAGCAAAGUCUGCGAUUUGAAUGAAAUAACUAUGGAAUGCAUGGUUGCGAGAGGAUUUGACUUCACUCGAGCGGACAACGUUCUGUUGAUGAGAGAUCUAGGACCGCCAAUCGCCCAGUUCGCGCACUAUGGUCUGACUGAAUUCAUGGACAAGAUAAUUUCCAGUGCAAAACUAUUCGAUGACCCACGCCAUACCGGUCCUAUUGCAGAUAGUUUUUCUGGUGGAUGGAGCGUUAUUCGACCACUACUGCACGUGGCCUGUGAGCGGCCGGUCUGGAAUAUGGAUAUGGUCAAACUUUUGAUUGAAAUAGGACAAGUGGAUAUAAACGCGCGUCAUGUGACAAAAAAGAGAAGUAUUGUUAAUAUGACUGAAGAAUUAAUUCAAGGACAAACAGCACUUCAUAUCUUAGCAAAAGGGGAUUCCUGGUGGCAAGUUGAGGCUAUUCAAUACUUGGGUGAACACGGUGCCGAAUUAGAUAUCUUAGAUGCGAAGGGUCGUACUCCUCUAGAAAUUGCAAGUACAUACCCUGAAAAUGGUUCGGCAGCAAGAGAAAACUUCUUCCGCACUCAAUGUUGUGAGGCGCUCCUUAAACUGGGAGCUAACCCCAAUAGAGUGAAUCCGGAAGGCCUCACAGCUCUCAACAAGGCCGGUUCCGAUGAAGAGACCAUUAGAACUCUACUAAAACACGGGGCAGAUGUUAAUAGAGGAACGAAAAGCGUUCUCAUAUCAGCCAUAGAAUACGGAGAUGUGAGGACUCUUCAGCUGUACCUCCAAAACGGAGUUGAUCCUAACGUGCCGGACAACUCAACAGACUCUAGUUACCGAUCUCGGUGUGCGACGGUCAAUGUGGCCAGGAAAUAUCCCAUCGUAGUGGCAGCAUUUCCAAAGGGUCCGAAAGCAUAUUCUGCUUCUAUAGCUGCAGAGAUGAUACGACUUCUACUGGAUCAUGGUGCUAGGGUUGAUUUGGCUGUCGAAGAGGGGGAAAGCAUUUUACACUAUCUUUUCGCAAAUGCCACGUCCUCAACCCUCCGUCCAUUUUUUGAAAGGCCAGGAAUAGAUAUGAACACUAGGGAUAAAUAUGGUCGAACAGCUCUCUUAUGUGCCAUUUCCAACUCCACUAAGAGGGAAGGUCAAUACCCACAUGUUACACCUUCUAAACUCGAAAAGCCACAACCACCAUACGUACCUCCCUAUUUACACCUAGUAAACUCGGCAACCCAUGGCCCCUCUCUCGAUUACUUGGCAGUUGAUAACGAAGGCCGUCACAUAAUCUUUUAUCUACUCUCCAAAUGGACCUCCGAAACGGCACCAUUAUUUCUUUCCAUUCCAGGUGUUCGUUCUCUUGUUACCCAAAAAGAUAAUGAGGGGUAUUCUCCCCUCCAUCGUGUUUUAUCAGACGGUUCUAUGCCUACAACUCUCACCGAUAUUGUCAGCAUCCUCGUAAAUGACGGGGGUGCUGAUCUUCUAGAGCCAGAUCCAACAUCCAAUACUGCGUUACACCAUCUAACCCGCAGACGUCCUUACACCAAGCCGGAGGAUUCCUUUCGAGUAAUGGAUCAAUUUCUCUCUUUAGGUGGGUUUAUAGACGCGCGGAAUGAUGCGGGCAUGACACCUUUACUGGUAUAUCUAGCUGGCGGAGGGGGCCAAUCUCGUUUACCGUGGUAUGAAGAGCAUGGUACGGACUUCAAGGCUACAAACAAUGAAGGAACAGGGGCUCUACAUUUUGUGGCGGCAAAUAAACCUGUUAUGCAUGCACUUUCAGAAAAUCGCAAAGAACAAAAAAAAGCAAGAGCAGAUUUGUUUGAGGCGUUAGUAAAGAAGUAUGGAUGUGAGGUGCUAGAUGAAGAUUCGAAGGGGAGAACGGCGUUGGAUAUUGCAGCUGCAGUGGGAAACGAGGAGAUUUUGAAAUUAUUCCAGAGGAGGAAAUAG